GCGAAUGGGAGUGUUGUACGCUGCAGAAGCAGGUGAAUCGUACGUACCACAAGAUCAGUCAUUCGUUGCUCAGGACAAGCAUGCAGUUGAUUUGAUCAUCACAACACACAAACGACAAAUGCCAGCCCACCUCCACGUACAUUUAUCUGUACCACUCCAUCUCAUUUAGAGUCUGGCUACUUCUAUACAAAAUUUGUACUCGUUUUAUGUAUAUAUGUUUAGUUGUUUGUUUAGACAGCCAUCUUCUGAAUCGCCCAAACACAAAGACAUGGAAAAAGGGAUGAGAAAAGGCACAAUAAGUGUUGCUAGAGGGAUCCAAUGAGAGGAUAAAUGGUGAGAAUAUGUGAAGCAGAUGUAGCUCGUUGGAAAAAAGGGGCACCUGGAGGAAAAGUUGCAAAUUUAAAUCUUCUAAGAUUGGGAGGGGUAGAAAGUUGUUAGAUAUACAUUCUAGAAUAGACUUGAAUACUUAAUUGUAAUAAACUGAGUUUGUUAGAGUCGGUUAAGAGUCUGUUAGUAUCCUGACCUAACUAAUUCUAUAUAUACAUUGUAAUGCUGCUCAGAUUGAUCAAGUAAUAGUAAUAAGCUUCGUCUCUCUCUAUUUCUCUCUGUACGACUUCUAUUAUGGUAUCAGAGUUGUAGCUCGAAUCCAUGGCGAUCUCAGAUGAUUCUUCCAACUCUACUACCAAUUCUGGCAACUCGAAUUCUCCUGUAACCUUCGGACAUCCACUCCCGAUCAAACUCGAUGCUAAUAGUUUUCUCUUCUGGAAGCAUCAUGUGGAAUCUGUUGUUCGAGCGCAUAAACUCCUUCGAUUCAUCGUAAAACCUCAAAUUCCGAAGGAAUUCAACUCUGCUGAUCCCGAAGCAAGUGGAAAUGUCAAUGUGGAGUAUAUUGUCUGGGAGCAUCAGGACCAAAUGUUGUUCUCUUGGUUGUUUGCGUCACUUUAAGAAUCAUUUCAUGCUCGAGUGAUUCACUGUAGAUACUCGCAUCAGUUGUGGAGUGAGAUCAACAGUUAUUUCAAGUCGCAAAUCUUUGCCAAAGCCAGACAACUCAAAUCUGAGUUGUAUAACACUGCGAAAGGAGAUCGAUCUGUUUCUGAGUAUCUUCUUCGUAUCCAGACUAUUGCCGAUAAUUUGCUAUCAAUCGGACAACCUAUUUUAGCAAAAGAGCACAUCAAUGUCAUCCUCGAAGGCCUACCGGAAGAAUAUGAAUCUCUGGCCUCCUCAAUUUCUUCGCAAAGUCCUUCGGAUCCUGCUACUUUAUUUAAAGUUGAAUCUCUUUUGGCUGCUAAGGAAAUGAGACUACAGAAUCUUCGUGAAUCCUCACAAUCAAAUCUGUUUUCUGCAAAUGUUGCUUGUGUUGAGCCUUCACUCUCCAAUCAUACUCUAGCACCUGAAAGUUCUUCAGAAAUUUUUUCGGACCAAGUUUCACAGUUCAAUGUUCCUCCUACCAUUGAUUCCUACAGUGGCAGAGGUCGUGGAGGACCUGGAAGAGGUUGUGGUGGCAGAUAUGGUGGUCGAAGCUCAAUCAUAUUCCAAGUCUGUGGCAAAUCUGGUCACCAUGCUCUAAUUUGUUAUCUCAAGUUCAAUCCUUCCUACAACAUCACUUCAAACACCCCAUAUAAUCCCUAUCCAAACUCCCAGUCCUCUCUCAAUCCAAUUCCUUCACCAGGCUCUUAUGAACCAAGAUUUCCUUCACCUCAAAUCAACACUCCAACCCCCACCUCACCAUUCCAAAACUGGGACCCACAACCAUAUGAUUCAUCACAUGUACAACCCUAUAAUCCCUCACCUCAACAGCCUUAUACUGCAACUCAUCCACAACAAUACACUCCUACUCCUACUGCAACUUGGGCCUGUGCAACUCCUUCUAUCUUGGGACUUGCUCCACAGCAUUAAACAUGGUAUCCUGACUCUGGAGCCACUCAUCAUGUAACUCCAGGUCCCUUAAACCUACAACACAGUGAGCCUCUUGUUACAGCUGAUAAGCUCUUUAUGGGCAAAGGUCAAGGUUUGGAUAUAAAGUCCAUUGGUUUUACUACUUUUCCCUCACCCUAUCAAUCCUCUUUAUCUCUCUCUCUCUCUCUCAAUAAUAUUUUGCAUGUUCCCU
Messenger RNA from Cuscuta epithymum, 2107 nucleotides. The record is from the annotation of a GenBank genome assembly. Lineage: Eukaryota; Viridiplantae; Streptophyta; Magnoliopsida; Solanales; Convolvulaceae.